Messenger RNA from Colletotrichum graminicola M1.001, 2313 nucleotides. Its product is annotated as type I phosphodiesterase/nucleotide pyrophosphatase. Bases 1 to 2313 code for a protein of 770 amino acids. The transcript is spliced from 2 exons. Gene Ontology annotation, biological process: nucleoside triphosphate metabolic process. Gene Ontology annotation, molecular function: ribonucleoside triphosphate phosphatase activity; nucleoside triphosphate diphosphatase activity. Lineage: Eukaryota; Fungi; Ascomycota; Sordariomycetes; Glomerellales; Glomerellaceae. The record is from RefSeq and is a predicted model, not a curated record.
AUGCCGAUGCGUCGCCUCAUGACGAGGUCCCGAACGGACCGCGACAACACAAGCCUCCUCGCCCCCGACACCUACGAUGACGAUGCUUCAUCCUUGCACAGCCGGAGCGACCAGGACAGCGACAGCGAUGACGACCAGCUGCAAUUGCGCGCCCGCAACAGCCGCGAGCUGCGCGCUGCUGACAGCCUGUUGUUUAUGGAGGAGGAGGAGGUCGAAACGCUCGUCGCGGAGACGCGCAAGAGGCAGGAUUUGCAGCGCCAAGGGUCCGGUCUGGUCGUGCCGAACCCCCUGAAGCUGUUCGGGCGCGGCGCCGACGGCCAACGUCCCGGAUCCAGCAACGGUUCGUCCGAGGAUCUCUUCAACGAGAAGGACAAGCGCCAACAGCGCCGCUCCAGGAGGAAACAGAAGAAAGAGCGUCUGCUGGAGAAGGCGAUCCACGGCGAGGAUGGCGAAUUGAUGUACGAGAUGGAAGAAGGGGGCAUGAAGGAUGGCAGCUCGACCGGCGACAGCAGCGAACGAGACGAUAGCGAAGAGAUUGACCGGCACCGACUGCAAAUGCUGGCAGACGCCAAGACGGAUAAGCGACGUUCUUGGCGCCGGUGGCUGUUUCUACACGGCAUGAUUGCUGUCGGCUUCGCGAUACUUGUCUUGGUGGCGUGGAAGUUGUCUCUGGGGAGGAAGUCGGCGCACAAGGUGGAGCUGGUCAGCAAUGGCACGGCCCUCUUUGCGCCGACAACGAUCAUUAUCAGCCUCGAUGGCUUCCGCGCCGAUUUCCUGCAGCGCGGCAUCACACCGAGACUAAAUACAUUCGUUAAGGAGGGCGUGUCGCCAAAGCACAUGCUUCCGGCUUUCCCGUCCGUCACGUUCCCGAACCACUAUACGCUGGCGACGGGCCUACACCCCGAGAGUCACGGAAUCGUGGGGAACACCUUCUGGGACCCCGACAUGCAGGCCGAAUUCUAUUACACCGACCCAGGGCGCAGUCUCGACCCCAAAUGGUGGAAGGGCGAACCCUUCUGGGUGACAGCUGAGAGGCAGGGCAUCCGAUCCGCGGUCCAUAUGUGGCCCGGCAGCGAGGCGCACAUCCUCGACGUUCAGCCGACCUUCCUGGACAGGUUCAACGGCAAGGAGGCGCUGGACAACAAGGUCAGCAGGAUUCUCGAGUUCCUCGACAAGCCCGGCAUGGAGGACAAGACUGCCAAAGUCGAGGACAUGCGGCCCCAGCUCAUUGCUGCGUACGUGCCCAACGUCGACGCCGACGGUCACAGAUACGGGCCCAACAGCACCGAGAUCCGCGUCACCAUCGAGGCCACUGACGCCAUGAUGGACAAAAUCUUCCUCGGACUCGAGCAGCGCAAUCUGACCGGCAUCGUCAACGUCAUCGUCGUUUCCGACCACGGCAUGGCCACGACGGAUACAACGCGGCUGUUGCAGCUCGAGGACCUCGUCGACACCUCCAAGAUCGAGCACACGGACGGCUGGCCUCUUUACGGGCUUCGCCCGAAGAACCCCGAUGACCUUCAGGGGCUCUAUGACGGUCUGGCCGACAAGGCUAAAACGAACCCCAACUUCGAUGUUUAUCUCCGAGAUGUCAACAUGCCCGAGCGUUACCACUUCUCCAACAACAAGCGCAUCGCGCCCCUGUGGAUCAUCCCCAAGGCCGGAUGGGCCAUCGUCACCAAGGACGAGCUGGAAGUGGCGAAGGCGGUGAAGGAUGGUUCGGUUUACAGCCCCCGCGGCCUGCACGGUUAUGAUCACGAGCACCCCCUCAUGCGAGCCAUCUUCAUCGCCCGCGGUCCAGCUUUCCCCCAUCCUCCGAACAGCCAAAUUGAUGUCUUCCAAAACAUCAACGUAUACAACAUCUUGUGCGACUCCGUUGGUCUUAUUCCCGAACCGAAUAACGGAACUCUGCGUCUGCCCCUCUCCCCCAUUGGCACUCACAAGCCCGAGGACACACCGGCAGAGCCCGAGGACCCGGUUCCUCUAUACACGACUACCGCUUCUGAGGCUGUCUCUUCUGAGGCCGCCGCGAUGACGACAUCACCGGCAGCUCAAUCAGCAACCCCGGUGAAGCCUGUCCAGGUGGACCCUGUUCCCCCGUCCUCGUCGACGGAGGCGGUGGCGACAGACGGCAACCAGAGCGAAGGGGGCGAAGACAGCCAAGACGCCGACGAGGACGCCGUCCAAAAGGGCAAAGAAGCCAUGAAGGGGAUCUGGGACUGGCUCGCGGACAAGUUUGGCAAGGUAUGGGAUAAGCUUAGCGGGUCAAAGGGGGACAAGGAAUCAGGAAGUACGGAGGAGGGGUCGGAAUGA